AUGAUCACAGGAAAUGUUUAUACUUUCGGAAUUGGAAAAAGUGGCGAACUUGGAUCAAGAAGCAAUAAAGAAAUAGUUCCAUUUAGAAUAAGAGAACUUUCUAGUAUAGUGCAGGUUGGAAAUGGAGGCAGCUAUGCACUGUGCUUGCAGAGCAAUGGAAAUUUGUAUUUUUUUGGCAAAGGUAAAAACGCAAGAGGUGGCUCGAAUGUUGAUUCUCCUGUGCCAAGACAUCUAAGUUAUUUACCUAAGAUUAUGAUGAUUGCUUGUGGAUAUUGACACUCAUUAGUAUUAACUGAAAGUGGCUUUAUAAUGGCAUCAGGCUAUAAUUCGCAUGGUCAGCUUGGAUUAGGCAGCACCCAAGAAGAGUCAAAAUUCACCUCAACUAAUACAGAAGCAAAGAUAAUAAAGGCAGGAGGACAUGCAUCAUUUGCUAUUACUCAAGACAACACAUUAGUCUCAUGCGGGAUCCGGGAAUUAAAUGCACACAACCAAGAUCGACUUGUUUUUACACCGGUGAUGGAAAACGUAGAAUAUAUUGACAUUGGAAUGGUUCAUGCAGGGUGUAUAAGCCAAGGCCAACUAUAUAUGUGAGGAAAUAAUGCCUGAGGUCAAUUAGGGAUUGGCAAUACGGCUCCAAGUUCGCGUCCUAUUGCCGUUGCGUCUUUAGCUGGUAUACAAAUAAAGCAGGUUUCCUGCUCUAAAGGAGAAAAGUAUGGGCAUACUGGUUGUAUUGAUAAUGAUAGAAAUGUUUACAUGUGAGGCAGCGGAUAUAAAGGAAAGCUAGGGCUAGAUGCUCAUUGAAGCCAUGAAGAUCCAGCAGAUCGGUAUAUCCCAGAGGUAAUUCAAAAUUUCAAAGCUGACUAUGUAGAGUGCGGUGGAAUCCACUCGUUAGCAAUAAGCGAUGCGAGAUUAUUCACAUGGGGUUGUGGAAGUGAUGGAAGACUUGGACACCCAGAAGUUCAGGGACAUAGAUAUCUUUAUAAAGAGCCGCUUCCAAGAGCGAUUGGUAAUCUGAACGGAGUAGUUCAGGUUUCGAGCUCAUAUUAUAGCAAUAUAAUAUUAACGAAUUAA
Molecule: messenger RNA, 1071 nt
Organism: Blepharisma stoltei
Lineage: Eukaryota; Ciliophora; Heterotrichea; Heterotrichida; Blepharismidae
Source: the annotation of a GenBank genome assembly